Molecule: messenger RNA, 1025 nt
Organism: Branchiostoma floridae (Florida lancelet)
Lineage: Eukaryota; Metazoa; Chordata; Leptocardii; Amphioxiformes; Branchiostomatidae
Product: nuclear cap-binding protein subunit 2-like
Exons: 4
Coding region: 105-614 (169 amino acids)
Biological process (GO): mRNA cis splicing, via spliceosome
Cellular component (GO): nuclear cap binding complex
Molecular function (GO): RNA cap binding
Source: RefSeq, a predicted model, not a curated record
CACACAAAUGUCUAGCUGUAUUUAGCUCAACAGCCAGCUUGGAAGAUUGUUUGGCGUGCUUGCAGAUUUCGUCGUAGUUGUUUUGUCCCACAUUUCCUGCUAAAAUGCCGAUAAGAGACCCGGCUAAAGAGCUUGGCGCAUACCGGGACCAACAUUACAAGGGGAGCCGUACUGACCAGGAGCGACGUCUGUUGGAGAGCACCACCCUGUACGUGGGGAACCUGUCCUUCUACACCACGGAGGAGCAGAUCUACGAACUCUUCGGCAAAUGUGGCGACAUCAAACGCAUCAUCAUGGGGCUGGACAAGAUGCAGAGGACUCCCUGCGGAUUCUGCUUCGUGGAAUACUACACCAGAGGUGAUGCGGAGAACUGUAUGCGGUACACCACAGGCACCCGGCUGGACGACAGGAUCAUCCGCUGUGACUGGGACGCAGGCUUUAAGGAGGGUAGACAGUAUGGCAGGGGCAAGAGUGGUGGACAGGUGAGAGAUGAGUACAGGAAGGACUAUGACCCAGGCCGUGGUGGGUACGGUAAAAUCACAGCCAAACAGUACAACCCCCUGGGUCCCAUGCUCAUGUCUAAAGGCCCAGGACCCAGUGGACCCAGGUCAUGAUGAACCGUGUGAGAAGACUGGAAGUUUUGCUAGAUAUCAUGUCAUGUCUGUCAGGGUUAAGCAGUAUUUACAGUGACUUUGUUACAAAUACUUUGGAUUUUUUUCACAAGUAACAAGGUUCUCGCCAGAACUGUUAAGCAUAGGGAGGUCACUAUUUUGUGAUUUGUAUCCCUUGAUUUUGUCGUAGGGGGAUAUUUCUGUUGUUUAAUUUGUAACAAAAGUUUCAACGAAAUUUGGCUUUGUAUUCAGUUUGCUCCUCAAAAUGCAGGAAAUUCUAUUACUGAGUGUUAGAACUUUUAAAAAUUUCAGGGGGAGGAAUAAAGGAUGCCCUACAUUGCUCAUGCCUGUGCCACUUAUAUGCUGUGCUAAGAUGCCCCCCUCCCCCAUGCUAGUAAAAAGUCAUGUUAAGAA